AUGCGGCUGAUCAACGUCGAAACCCUGGAGCUGGAAGAAUGGAUCGGCGAACACAUUCCCCCUUACGCCAUUCUCUCCCACACCUGGGAUGAAGGGGAAGUCGUGUUCAAGGACUGGCAAGAUCACGACAAGGCACAGACGAAGGCUGGCUAUGCGAAGAUCAGCUUGGCUUGCGAGCAGACUCGGAAGGACAACUUGACGUACCUCUGGGUUGAUACAUGCUGCAUCGAUAAGAGCAGCAGCGCGGAGCUGUCCGAGGCCAUCAACUCCAUGUUCGCCUUGUACGAGCGGUCUGUUGUGUGCUAUGCUCACCUCGCCGAUGUCUCUAUCGAUACUGUACGGUCUCAUUCGCCCGUGGUGUCCGAAGCACCUGAGUCGCCCUCCACUGGACAAGGUGUCCAGUACCGGUUUGAGUGUCUUGAACAAUCUCGAUGGUUUACAAGGGGUUGGACGCUCCAGGAGUUAUUGGCACCAGCACUGGUAGUAUUCUAUUCAAGGGAGUGGCAGAGAAUCUCGCAACUGAAGAAAGUCGAUUCCAUGGAGCACAUGGAGGACAUCAAGUCUAUGUACCGCAUGCAGAAAGACUUUACACAAACCAUAUCCAGAGUCACGCGCGUACGAGAGCGUUACCUCCUAGUCCGUUCAGGCAUCACAGGAGCGAGCAUCGCCGAGAGGAUGCAUUGGGCUUCGCAGCGUAAGACGACUCGGAUAGAAGACGAAGCGUAUUGUCUUCUGGGCCUCUUUCGAAUCAACAUGCCUCUGCUUUAUGGCGAGGGUCCUAAAGCGUUCAUCCGCCUGCAGGAAGAAAUCAUCAAGGUCUCUCUCGAUCACUCCAUCUUCGCGUGGAACUGGCCUCCUUCCGGCUGGCGGCCCGACGACGACAUCACCAUGCUGGCCCCGUCGCCUCGUGCAUUUGGCUUGGCUGGCAUGACCAGCUCCCCCAGGCCUGGGGGUAUUGAUGAGUAUCACAUAACGAAUGCCGGGCUGUCCUUGAAGGUUUCGCUUUUGAGAACUCCAUACUGGGCCCAAUUGUUUGCAGUCCUUGACUGCCUCGACAGUACUGGUCGUAGGCUCUGUAUUCCAUUGACCAAGAACCGGCCGAUGAGCCUCACCAAUGGACGGUCCGGUCCUUUCGGGUUCUCAAGGAGUCCCUGGCCACCAUUCCCACUGCCCACAAGCAGCCAUGCCUUGAGGUUUAAACAACCUGUGCAUGAGCUCGUGUUAGGUCGUUUUGGACUUGAUGUCGAUGUGAUGGGCAAUCGCCAUUCACGGGAUGAUGACUGCCUCAGACGACAUAAAGGGCCAUUCUAUGCGAUGUCGAUACUGAUUUCGACUUCCAAACACAAUCUCCACGGUGCGCAGUGGCACAGUUCAUCGAAGAUCGUCGUAUGCUCGGAAUGCGAUAUGCUCAUCAUCGACCUCAGCAGCGAACAGCCGAAGCACACCAUCAACGUGGCGGUACGGCUGAAGGUUGCUACUCUCACACUGUGCAUUCAUUAUGAGAUCACGCGAAAAACUGCCGCAGAGGUGCCCUCUGUUUCCAUGGACCUGUACGAGAGGAAUUUUGGGGGCGACUUGUUCGACAGCAAAACCCCAUUUGCGCUACAUGCUGACGUCAAGCCCGUUAUGCACACCCAUAGCGCGCUUCGAGGGACGUGGACAAAGUAUAAAGGGCAUGAGUACAUAUACAGGGUGGAUUCCAAACAAGGGUUCAAGGUGGAUUUGGGUUCCUGCUGCGCUACGGGACUCGGGUUCAUUAUACCAACGUAUAUAUGGACGAAGUCGUAA
Molecule: messenger RNA, 1788 nt
Organism: Anthostomella pinea
Lineage: Eukaryota; Fungi; Ascomycota; Sordariomycetes; Xylariales; Xylariaceae
Source: the annotation of a GenBank genome assembly